Meloidogyne enterolobii is the source of this 525-nucleotide messenger RNA. Lineage: Eukaryota; Metazoa; Nematoda; Chromadorea; Rhabditida; Meloidogynidae. The record is from the annotation of a GenBank genome assembly.
GGAGAUGAUAUAAAUUCGGAAGGGCCAAAGCAUUUAAUGCCUUUAAUUGCUUCUGUUGCUCUUGGAAAAAGAAAAGCAAUAAAUAUUUGUGGAAAUACAUUUCCAACACGUGAUGGUUCUGGAAGUAGAGAUUUUGUUCAUGUUUGUGAUGUAGCUUUAGCUAUAGUAAAGUCUGUUAAAAGAAUUGAAUUUUUUAAUGAAAAUAAAGAAGAAAAUAAAGAAUAUUUUAAUAAUAAUGGAAAAAUAAUUGGUGAUGAAGAAAAUGAAAAUUAUAUUGAAGUAUACAAUCUUGGUCUUGGACGUGAUCAUACAGUUCUAGAAAUGGUAGCUAAUUACGAGAAGGCCUGUGGAAAACCAAUAAAUAAAAUAAUUAUGCCUCCACGUCCUGGAGAUAUUUCCUCAAUUCGUUGUGAAAUAGAAAAUGCUAGAAAAAAUUUAAAUUGGACACCAAAAUAUGGAAUUGAGGAUAUUUGUGUACAUUUAAAUAAUUGGUAUCUACGCUCUCCAAAUGGAUAUAUUAAUUGA